Paramormyrops kingsleyae is the source of this 4605-nucleotide messenger RNA. RefSeq names its product leucine-rich repeat neuronal protein 1. The record is from RefSeq and is a predicted model, not a curated record. NCBI's taxonomy places the organism in Eukaryota, Metazoa, Chordata, Actinopteri, Osteoglossiformes, Mormyridae. Gene Ontology annotation, molecular function: protein binding.
GGUGACAGAGGGGACGUAGGCUUCCGUGUGCGGACGCGGUGAAGGUGCCUAAGUCGCUAUACAACAAAUUCGUCCAAAGUCAGAUAGGAUUGCCCAGGUUUAGGACUGCAAAAACAAAUAGCGUACAUGUUGUUUCGGUAGAAAUACCUGCCGGUAUUGAAAAUUAAUAUUGUUGGAUAUAUAUUGAAAUUACAAAUAGGUAACGCAAGUGUAUCUUCAUAUUGGACUCCGCCUGCAAAUUCUGAAGGAGCUGAAGAUCCGAAAGGUGGCUUUGUAGAAGAAGUUUCAGAGCCAAAAGCCAGGUCGAGCUUCACACUGAACCGAAGCUGGGAACCAUGAGUAGAACUGUGCUCUUGGUUCUGUUGCCCUGCAUCUGUCUGGCACUUAUGAGGUGUCACUCUGCCUUAGCCAGCACGUUCUGCCCAGCACAGUGUGUCUGUGAGACCCGCCCAUGGUACACUCCUCAGUCUUUAUACCACCAAGCCAGGACCGUGGACUGCAACGAACUGCAUCUGAGCAGGGUUCCAUCCAACAUAUCUGGGGAUACUCAGGUCCUGCUUCUGCAGAGCAACAACAUUUCUCACAUUACUGCAGAACUCCAGAAUCUCAUUAAUCUCACAGAACUGGACCUCUCCCAAAACCACUUUGAGCAGAUUCAGGACAUCGGGCUGAACAACCUAACUCAGCUCAUCACCCUCUACCUAGAGGAGAAUCAGGUACAGGCACUACCAGAUUUCUGUCUGAAGGACCUGGUCAGUUUAGAAGAGCUGUACAUCAACCACAAUCAGAUUUCUUCCAUUGGUCCCAAAGCCUUUUCUGGAUUGGGGAACCUCCUAAGGCUUCAUCUUAACUCCAAUAGGCUGGUAGCCAUAGACAGCCACUGGUUUGAGUUCCUUCCCAACCUGGAGAUCCUCAUGAUUGGAGAGAACCCCAUAUUGGGGCUGCAGGAUAUGAACUUUUAUCCUCUUUCCAAACUACACAGCCUGGUGCUAGCUGGCAUGGGGCUCAGAGAUGUUCCUCCAGGGGCCUUUCAGGGACUAGAAUACCUUGAGAGCCUCUCCUUUUUUGACAACAAAUUAAUUGCUGUGCCCACAGCAGCACUUAGUGUGCUGCCUAACCUCAAGUUCUUGGACCUCAACAAAAACCCUAUUCCUCGGGUGCAGGAAGGUGAUUUCCAAAACUUCCUCCACUUGGAGGAGCUCAGCCUAAACAACAUGGAAGAGCUGGUGGCCAUUGAGAGGGGAGCCUUCAGUAAUCUUCCAGAGAUGGUCAAAUUGGAAAUUUGCAAUAACCCUCAUCUAUCCUACAUUGACCGUGCUGCUUUUCAGGGUGUGGAGGGUCUACACAUCUUACUAGUCAGUAACAAUGACCUCAGCCUCUUGCCCCAUGAAGUUUUCGCUUCCUUUCCCAAUCUGGAUGAGAUCAGUCUGCACAGCAACCCGCUUCGAUGUGACUGCCUUUCCGUUUGGUGGUCUAUCCUGGGGAAUCAGUCUACUUUGAGGCUUUUGGAGUCUCAGACUACCCUCUGUGCCUCCCCGCCCCAGCUAACUGGCCAUACAGUGCAGGAAGUUGUUGCAAGUUGGAAUCUGGCCAGCAACACCUGCCUCCCACUGAUUUCCUUACAUACUUUCCCCCCUGAGCUGAAUGUCACUGCUGGACAACCCCUGACUCUAAAUUGUUGGGCUAUGGCUGACCCUGCACCUCAGUUCUACUGGGUGACACCAACUGGAGAUAAGGUCACUACAGAGGUUCUCUCACAAGAGGCGGAUAUCAGCAAAAACAAAAAACAUAGACUACAAGAUCAGGGAGCUCUAGAGAUCCUCCAUGUGGAACCAGCAGAUGCUGGUCUCUACACAUGCGUUGCAUGGAAUGCAGAAGGGGCCGACACUCGCAGUGUCACAGUUCACGUGGACAAGAGUGACUGGCAUAAUAGAAGGCCAGAAGUUGGUGAGCAAGGAAAUUCCACAGGGUCCUUGGUUGUCCUCGCUAAGGUUAUCCACUCCCAGUCUGUGGUGCUGGAAUGGAAACUUUACCCUUUGGUUAGCACCUCCAGUCGCGAUGUCACUCAACCCAAGUGGUCCAGCGCUACAAUGAAAAUUGACAACCAGCAGAUUAGCUAUACGGCAAAGGUCCCUGUGGAAGUCCAAGAAUAUAAUCUUACACAUCUGUUGCCAUCCACAGAGUACCAGGUUUGUCUGACUAUGGUCACCUCAGAGCACCAGACCCAAUGGUCCUGCAUUAAUGUGACCACGAAAGAGGCCAGCUUUGCUGUUGAGAUCGUGGCACAGCCCACCAAUGUAGCACUGGCUGCAGUAAUGGGCUCCAUGUUUGCCAUCUGUAUCAUGGCCCUGUUAGUCUUCUACAUGGGACGCCGCAUGAAACAGAAGUCAUGCCAUCACUCUCUGAAAAAGUACAUGCAGCACGCAACCUCUAUCCCUUUGAAUGAGCUUUACCCGCCUCUCAUCAACCUCUGGGAAAAUGAGGCCGAGAAGGAGAAGGAAGGACCAGUUGACCCUCAGAACCCACAGAUAGAUACCUCAAAGACAUACAUGUGGUAAUGUGAAGCUAAACAGAGAAGAAGGAAAAGACUUUCAAAUAGAUGUAUGACCUAUGCUAGAUGUUAGGGGUAGGCAUCUCUGAUCCUGGAGUGUCGGCAUCCAGAGCAGGUUUUCCAUCCUACCUGGUCUCUGAUGAACCACACCUGAUCACAGGCAGAGAGCAACUCAUCGGGUAGGAUAGAAAAUCUGCUGGAUCAGGGUAGCCUGCCCCUGCUGUAAGUAAUUAUAGUUUUUGUUCACCUUUAAAAAUACAGAACAAUUUGAUUGUGAAAAUAUAUAUGUAUUUUUACCGUGUGUUAUUCCAUGUCCCUCACAAGACCACAGUAGAAAUAGCAGAUGCCCUGCUGAACACACGCACAGCAGUUAGGCAGUGACGUCUACAUGCCUAGGGGGAGUCUGAGUCGUUAAAAUAGAAAUUCCCUCAUGAUCCAAUCAGACUUUGCCUGAUUUAAUUACUUGUAUUGUUUGUAUUUUUACUGGAAAAUAAAUCUUGGCUCCGGAAGUAGUACAGUUUUGAGGACUGAUGAGUGUGACUGUUUGAACAUAUGACCUAUAUAGACAAUAGCUACUCUUCAGAUACUGUCGAUUAGUGAAUCCUUACACCAGGGGUCCAGGUCAAAAGUGAAACCUAUUGACCCAGGCAGCUGUGUGAUCCGAACUAUGAAAAGAAAUCUCACAUUUUUAAAGCAAUACCGCAUUCUCUUAAAACAUUCAAAAUGCAUCCUCACUCUUUCUGGUAGCAAAUGGCCUUAUCAAUCUGAAAGCAUACAGAAUAAACCUGUCCAUGCCGUACCCCAGCCUAGAACUCUGUGGUGCCUGGGCUGGGCUCCAGGUCCCUUGUGACUCCGACCAGGAAAAUUGGUUAGAAGAUCAUAUUCAGUUACUGAAGAAGCAGCCAUUGGGUCAAGGUAGAAUAAUCAAACUCUUUUAUUCCUUUCACUGUUCACCAUCAUACACUAAUAAUACAAGAAAUGGACAUGCUUUUUACUAACCACACACGGACGUCUUUGAAAGUCAGGCAUAGCUUUUUACUAAUGUUUUUACUGCAGAUCUUUCAGCUUCAAUGUCUACAUUUUGCUUAAGGUCUUUGUUCCCAACAUUAGAACUUUGUGUAGAAGUUUGUGUAUUAACACUCUGGGAGUUGAAGGGGUAAAGCUGCAGCGUGGUUCUGGUUAUAUUGUUCUGUCAACAGCUUGUAUAUAUAGUCACAAUGAACAGAAAUAAAUACAAGUUAGGCAUAAUAAUUCAUGUCAAAGGCUGCCGGUCCAGUCUGUCUGACUGAGCCUGUUCUACUACACGAGAUCGGCCUGUUCUGUCUUAAGUUAUUGUGAAACCAAGUCCCCUGGCAACUAUCAAGGACAAUGUCAAUGAAAGCUGCUUCUUUGUUCGAGAUGAUCGUUUCUGUAUGACUGGCACAGUGAGACUAGCCACUGCAUGCCUGCUGCACAGUUACAGCAAUCCAAGGCAGCAUCGGCCAUUCGGGCACAACCUGAUGGCAGUUGAUAUAGAUAUAAUUUAUUGUUUUAAAAAAAAUCUAAUUAAUUAAAACUGCAUUAUUGUUAUAUUGAAAUGUUGUAAAUGACUAUAGAACACAAGUAGGCUAUUCAAUAAAUUGUUUAGUGCUACAUUAAUGUCUGUUUUUAAUAAUUAUAGCAUAUUUGAAAGAAAGUUAGAAAAGAUAUGAAUAUAUCUUAUUAGUAUCAAAUCAUGAGUACAAUUAUAUGCUUCAUUUUUAUAUUAGAAUUUUUAAUCAUUAUAAUUUUGAUGACAUGAUGGUUUUUUAAAACAUGUUUAAUUUUAGAAUGUCAAACUACAGUAUACACUUGCUAAAAAAUACAAAUCAGCUAAACAACUAAAUCUAAAUAUUCCUCACUAGGCACUUUUGUUAAGGUACACCUUAUUUAUUUGAUCCUAAAAAACUGUUGAGAAACCUCAAGACUGGAAGAGUAUUUGAAUUCUUGUAUUUAGAGCAACUGUUCCCUGGAAUAAAAAAAAAAACAAAUUCAAUGUUCCUCUACAAAACACAGUAACUGCCCUGACACUGAAA